Messenger RNA from Heterobasidion irregulare TC 32-1, 267 nucleotides. RefSeq lists its product as uncharacterized. Bases 1 to 267 code for a protein of 88 amino acids. Gene Ontology annotation, biological process: RNA splicing. NCBI's taxonomy places the organism in Eukaryota, Fungi, Basidiomycota, Agaricomycetes, Russulales, Bondarzewiaceae. The transcript has 3 exons. Gene Ontology annotation, cellular component: precatalytic spliceosome. The record is from RefSeq and is a predicted model, not a curated record.
AUGGGUAUCUCACAGGAUACCCACAAAAUCGAUGACGCAGGUGAGGAAGGAGAGGAGAUGGAUAUCGUUAAUGAAGACGAUAGUGCUAUGAUGGCCAUGAUGGGUUUAUCUGGGUUUGGCUCAACAAAAGGUAAACAAAUUGGAGGGAAUCAAGAGGGUACCGCGGACAUCAAGAAAAUGCGAACUUGGCGCCAGUACAUGAACAGGCGGGGUGGUUUCAAUCGCCCUCUCGACAGAGUGAAGGUAAGCCAGUUCAUGACCGCAUGA